Fibroporia radiculosa is the source of this 393-nucleotide messenger RNA. RefSeq lists its product as uncharacterized. The record is from RefSeq and is a predicted model, not a curated record. The coding region runs from base 1 to 393 and encodes 130 amino acids. The transcript is spliced from 4 exons. NCBI's taxonomy places the organism in Eukaryota, Fungi, Basidiomycota, Agaricomycetes, Polyporales, Fibroporiaceae.
AUGUCUCGUGCCGUGUUCUUCACGUUCUUUACUCUGGCUUGCAUUUUCAUUUCCGCUGUACACGCGCUUCCUGUGCCAGCUCUGGACAAGCGCGAUACCUAUGAGGGCCGGGGCACUUACUACCAAACUGGCCUGGGUGCUUGCGGAUACACUGACAACAACAGUGACCCAAUCGUAGCCGUCUCCCACCUAAUUUACGGGGAUGGGGGAUAUUGCAACCAGUGGGUGCAGAUUACGAACACUGCUAACGGUGUGACGAAGUCUGCCCAAGUUCGUGAUAAAUGUCAGGGAUGUGGCUCAUCGGAUCUCGACAUGAGCCCUUCGCUGUUUCAAUCCCUCGGAGCGAGCUUAUCUCAGGGCGUCCUGCAGAUUGACUGGGAAUUUUCCUCCUAA